Molecule: messenger RNA, 2892 nt
Organism: Cantharellus anzutake
Lineage: Eukaryota; Fungi; Basidiomycota; Agaricomycetes; Cantharellales; Hydnaceae
Exons: 7
Biological process (GO): regulation of DNA-templated transcription
Source: RefSeq, a predicted model, not a curated record
UUGAUGCAACGGGGACUAGUAGAAUCUCUCCAAGCUCCGGAACAAGCUGCAGGGAGUGCCCACUUUGAAGACGAGUCUCGGUACAUCCUGCAAGCGAUAAACCUCAAAGAUCCAAUACGAGAGCGGUUUAGUUUUUCAGCUGACAGGAAGGUUCUUCUUCAGGAGGCUUCUACAGUCCAACAGACCCUCCAAGACGAACCCCUCAUUCCAUCCUCACCCGGCGCUGCGGCACCAUCGAAACGCCCACUCUUCGUUCACCAGCAAGUAGAGCGUAACGGUCCUUAUGUCACCUUGCUUCUUGCGUGUGAAACGUGUCAUCGCUCUGAGUAUAAUUCUCUUCAUGGAUUGUUCACUCAUGCCAGGUCGCAUGGUCUCCAUUACAGGAACCAUGACGAGUGCAUUGAUCGCUGCGGAAGGGUCGUCACUGGAUCUGAGGCCCUCAUAUUACGUCGAGAAGGUAACGAAGUUACCGGCAGCGCAAUACCUGGUUUGAAAAGGAUGUUUUCAUCUGCCACCGGUUCAUUGGACACGUCAAAGACCCUGUCCCGCACUAUUGGACUUCAUUCGGAAUCCCCUUCCCUUGCUUCAUUUCUUGGAAAGACUCCGCGGAAACAGCAAAUUAACGUGUAUGAACCACCUGAUAUGGUUGACAUCAUUGGACUCGGGGAUGGAGAGCAUAAAUCUGCUGUGCACGACUUUGGGAUACCAUUCAUCGUCCUAGGGAAGCGCCGUCGAGAAGUGACCAAUGGUCCGGAAAAUAAUUUUGACUUCUUUGUGCCGGACCCUUCUCUUUCUGAAGGGCAACGAUAUGCGAACAUCAUGGGAGGUUCCAGCGCAAUAGCCAUAGAUGGCCUACGAUCGACAGACGCUUCUAGAUUCUAUAUUAAACGGCGUUUAGUGAUCGAGGAUUGGAGUCGCGUCAUUCCUCGAAAACAGCGUGCCGAUGCUGAUACACACAAAUGGAUGUUGAGGGUGGCCGCACCCUCAUAUAGUCCUCACAUAACAACAUUUGUGUCUCGAAUAUCGGUGCGGGGUGUCAGUGAAAUCGUGCCUAGCUGUUUAGAUUAUGGCGCAGUUCUUUGGACAGAAGAGCCUCACUUCUCUAUUUUGGGAACAAGCCAUGUCCCCUUUCUUGCCCGUAUCACCAUUGAAUGGACUGGCGGAUCCACGAGAAGUCUCGAGGUCGAUCAUUGGAUAAAUCUAGACAUAAGUGGUAGCACCACGACGAAGCUGGGCGAAGAGCAAAUUCUUGACGUCGAACUAGAUCGUCAUAUGCCAAUGAAACCCGCCAUUCUAGGCGCUUCUCUGUCUUGGAAUUUUCAGGCAUCAGACCCUCCAGAACAGUUAUCGGAUCGAGAAGCUCAUUCCUUCCUUCAAGCUGCUGCUCCAGUCUCUCCUUUCCCCGACUCCAAGGAGGGGGAGGUCGAUCCAGUAUCUUCACCCCAUCAGGCUUCUCGACCAUCUUCGGCAAUAAACCAGAGCCUUGAGUCUUUCGAAUCAGUGCUCAUUCCACUUCUCUCCCGCAUACCGCUUACUAAGGAAGAUGAAUCUUUCAGAGAUGCGUUGGCGUCACGCAUCCGACUCCCCGCCACUCGCAAGGCAUUCUUAUCUCUGAUUCCCGGCCGCAGGAAGGCUGUCGAGUGGAGGCAAGCUAUCAUGCUUCUUGAAUCGUUCAAAACUUAUGCCUUGAGUGACCCAGCACUCUCGAGAGAUGACGGAGUUGCUUCGGUAACCGCUGGUGCUCUUUACCGCUGGAUGCUGGGCCGCAAGGUGUUUCCGAGGGAUGAUAACGAGCGGCCGGAUUCACCUCAAGACACACCAGCGGAGACGGACUCUCAACCGAUGCCGAAGCUGUACUGUGCCUCCUGCGGCCUCGAUAGCUCCCAGCAUCUUAGGAUCAAACCCGAAGGCCGACCGGCCGACGUGGUUCCUAUCUGCGCAGAGGCAGCUUCCCACAUGAGGAUACCCCUGGUCGAUGUACGGCGUUGGAUGGCCUUAGCAAAACGGAACCUGGCUCCAGCCAUGCAGCGAUCUCACCGUCGUUCCGAGUCCGUGCUCGCAGCGUCCCCAGGGGACUAUGUAGCAAUCGCACACCCUCGGAUUGUAGAGUAUUUUCAUAGCGAAGCUUUCAUCCGGGGAAGGAUGCAAGGAUAUAGAUUGGGUUCAGUCCAGGAAGGGACAGGCGUAUUUCCGUUAGAAAGACUGGGAUCAUCGCCGGACGAGAUCGACCGCACGAUGGGGCCGAUUGCCCUGCUUGCUGUUGUAUUUCGGCUUUUCGUUCAAGAUUUGGUGAAGAAUGGAAUCAAUGUGGCACGAACAAUACGUGCACAUGCACGAUCCCGAAACAGUGUCGCGGCCACUGUCGACGACUCGACAGUUGGACCUGCUGAAACCCCACAGGUGCUGACACCUUUGCACAUCCUUAGUGUGUUGCGGGGUGAGUUUGAGAGCCCCCCGAGAUUCGGCGCCGCAGUGUGUCGCCUAGGUGUGGGUGAGGACGGGCUCGGAGAUAGUGGAUAGUUGCAAAGUUUAGGUCUUUGUGUACACCGAGGCAUUACACUCAAUGAGGAAAGUCAUUCCAUUUGUUCAGGAGUACCGGGCAUCGGGGCUGGAAAUUUGGACUGGGAUCGGUUGUGGUGCUGGCAUAUUAUCGCACAAGUAUGCAUUACAAGAUCAUUGUCACCGCUGGCCCUUCGCUGGAUGAAAGUACUCACGAGAUUGUUCAUGUGAAUUCUGAGACGAAGCUCCUUCUCGAUUCUGAACAUUUCAACGGGGAACUCACCGUGCGCGUGGCGAGAUUCGAUGGCCCUGCUCCCCAUGGGAAGGACCCAAUCCCCAAUCUGCAUACUUCGAGAAGGUUCCCGAUGCAACAUGGAGCAUUGAAGCUACUGG